Molecule: messenger RNA, 1107 nt
Organism: Gigantopelta aegis
Lineage: Eukaryota; Metazoa; Mollusca; Gastropoda; Neomphalida; Peltospiridae
Product: cAMP-dependent protein kinase type II regulatory subunit-like
Biological process (GO): regulation of protein phosphorylation
Cellular component (GO): cAMP-dependent protein kinase complex
Molecular function (GO): cAMP-dependent protein kinase regulator activity
Source: RefSeq, a predicted model, not a curated record
AUGGAUUACGAAAUGCCUGUUGGUUUGGGCAAACUUCUGAGUGACUUCACGGUUGCGGUUUUAAGAGACCGCCGUAGAGGAAACCUUUACGAUUUCGCAGUUAGCUAUUUCACAAAGGCUCGCGAUAUGAGACAGCCGAAAAAGGUGCCGAUGUAUAUCAUUGUAGACGACGAAGAAGCCGGGGAACCGGACCCCGAUCGCGUGAAACUAAAGACCCAGAAGACCAACCGGUACGCUCGGCGCACGUCGGUGUCCGGAGAGCGCUACGACCCUGAGGCUGACGAUGACGACGACGACGUGAAGAUCGUCAAUCCUAAAUCAGAUGUUCAGAAACGCCGUCUUGCCGACGCCAUUGGAGGGAUUUUGUUGUUUCGCUCUCUGGAGUCUGAUCAAGUGAACGAUGUUAUAAACGCCAUGUUCGAAAAACGCGUGCAGUCAGAUGAAAUUGUAAUGAAACAAGGAGACAACGGAGAAAACGUCUACGUGGUUGAUUCUGGAACUUACGUUGUCAGCAUCAAUGUGAGUGGAAAAACAAAGGUCAUUCAUACGUUUGUAAACAGCGGAUGUUUCGGUGAACUGGCGUUGAUGUACAACAUGCCUCGGUCUGCAACCAUCACAGCCGUCGAUUCAGGGCUCCUCUGGGCAAUGGACAGGCAUUCGUUUAGACGAAUAGUCUUAAAAGCUGCUUUUAAAAAGCGGAAAAUGUAUGAAAGUUUUCUGGAACAAGUUCCGAUACUCAAAUCUUUAGACCGAUAUGAACGAAUGAAUUUGGCAGAUGCACUGGUGACCAGACAUUUUGCUGAUUCCGAAGUGAUCAUUAAACAAAAUGAUGAAGCAGACGGCGUGUAUUUUGUGGAGCAAGGGACCGUCCAAAUUAGUAUCACCAGACGAAAUGGCAACACUGAACCAAUAGGGACAUUGAAAACAGGAAAGUAUUUCGGAGAAUUGGCUUUAAUUACGAAGAAACGGAGGUCGGCGAACGUGAAUGCUCUAGGCGAUGUUAAAGUUGCCUUUCUUGGAAGGGAAUCAUUUGAACGUAUUCUUGGAUGUUGCGUGGACAUUAUGAAACGUAACACAGAUGUGUAUAAAAUGUUCGCACCAAAGUAA